AUGGAAGCAGAAGUCGCGCUUGACAACCUAAAGGCAAAUGAGGAAAGAAGGAGAACUGUUGGACCAGUUCUGAUGACUCGAAUGACACUAGAUGCUUCAUUGUGGCCAGAAGCUUUGAUUAUAGCUAUGGCAUUCAAUGGUUUUAGUUCAAACCUCAGCCAGACAUUUCCACCGAGAGCAGAAGUACUGAUGGAUCCUUCAGAGGACAGAUUCAAAGCCACGAGCAAUCCUGAAGCCAAAACCAACGAAAUUGAUGUUGUUGCCAUAGUCAAAUCAGCCCAUGGUAGCUCAAUUCCUUUUGUGCAAGUAUGUGGUGGACACAGCCCUUGGUCAACCGUUGGUUCAUCUGGCUUCGUUAUUGACCUAGGACUCUGCGAAUCGAUCAGUAUUGAUACAGAAACUCAAUCAGUCACCGUCACUGGGGCUGUCCUAAUGAAGGAAUUAUCUACCGCCUUGUCGGAAGCCGGUCGGUGUACAGCAACCGGUAACGGCAAUACGGUCGGUGUUAUCCCUUUCUGUCUCGGGGGUGGUAUAUGUACUCUUUCUGGGACCAUUGGUUUCGGAUGCGAUCAAACAUUAGCAGCAAAAAUCAUCAUUGCCGAUGGUACACUUAUACACUCAAAUGCAGAUGUUGAGCCUGAACUCCUGUGGGCAAUCAGAGGAGCUGGCCAAAUCGGAAAUCCAGCGGAAGCACCUCUUGCAUUCCAAUCUCUCACAGAUGUAAAUCCAAUCAUGUCAUCGACAUCAACACCUCAUUACCCGAAUUUGAGCGACCACUUGGAUUUCGCCUGUGUAAAAGGGGAUUUCAAAAGGUUCAGCUUAGCGGGCUUCCCCGACUUUAGAGCACAAAUUCUCUUGAAGGUCAUAGAAAUUUACGAAGAGUUAUUAGCUACCUGCCCCGAUGCUGGUGUCACCAAAAACCAUGACAUCGUCCGAGAAUUCGAGAACAAAGCGAUUACAGCCAUGAGAGAUGCUCAUGCUGAGGAGGAUUGGGUUGAUUAUACAAAUUGCAAUCGCACAGAUCCUAUUCAGCGACGAUAUCGUGGAGCAGAAAGGUUGGAGGAGUUGAAGUCAUUGAAGCAGAAAUGGAAUCCGCAAGGUGUUCUUCAUACGGCAAGUGUUAACGUUAUGAUUCACCAACCAAGCCAAGUUGGUGAUGGAUGA
Sclerotinia borealis F-4128 is the source of this 1164-nucleotide messenger RNA. The record is from the annotation of a GenBank genome assembly. NCBI's taxonomy places the organism in Eukaryota, Fungi, Ascomycota, Leotiomycetes, Helotiales, Sclerotiniaceae.